AUGAUAACCACAGUUUUGUAUGUUUUAUUGCUGUUGCAGGCAGCCGCGCAGGGUGAAGGAGUCCCUCUGAACGUCACCGCUCUCUCAUCGCGCGAUGGCAUCUCAGUGAUACAAUGCUGGCAACUCGCUGCGAUUCCCGAAGAAGCCCGCUCAGCCAUGAACUACGACUUGGGCGACAUGGAAAAGGCAUCAUGGUCCAUCAUCCAGCCGCGUACAACUGUUGGCGAGGCUUGGGCUCCUAGAGUUCAACUUACAAUGGUCCUCAACGGCCUGAUACGCAUCACAUCGCCAGCCCCAGUUCCCAACGCGUCGUCAUCCAGCCCGCGUCCGGUGGCAGGCUCGAUGGCGGGCGGCGCACCGGAGGCGACGCAAACGGCUUACAUGGUGCCUGGCACGGUGGUGUCUUCUAUGGUCAUUGCAGCGGAUAUCAAGGCUGUGAGCAAAAUCAGAGGGCAUUUCACCGAGUUUCCGAGUGAUGAACCGACGGUGUUGGUGCAAAUCCCAUUCAAAGGGGACAGGGCUCCGGAGCACAAGGUUCUCUAUGAUGGGCAAUGUCGCUCUGUGAUAGUGUACAUCUUCCGUCAGAUGGUCUGCGAUGUGUACUAUGACGAUGAGCACCAUUCUCCACUCCAGGGUAGCAACGGAAGAGACCGGUGCGACCGCAAUGAGAUCGCAUCGCGCACCGCUGCCCAGCUGGCCAUCCUAGCGGUGAGCACGACCCUAUGCGGAACCUGCAACCUUUUCAUCUCGGCAUGGCAGGCCAAGACUAUGGGGCCAAGAGCCGCUCUUAUGAUCCAGGUCUUCAUUCCUGGCAUUCGGGUGGCUGCCCAGAUCGUGGGUGUACUCCUCGGUGGGCAGAAGGGCAUUAUUACUUUCCAAGCCACGCAAAUCAUCACCACCUUUGGGGGCCCGGCAGGUUAUAUACUUCUUGUGAAUUCCAUUGCUAGCGAGUUGGUCGAUUCCAAGCAACGCACAGCCGUCUUUGCCGGUGGAAUGCUUGGCGAUUCAUUUGGCAUCAGGCGGCCUUUCGAGACGGCAUUUGUGUGCUUCCUCAUAGCCACGAUUUAUGUUCGCCUUGCUAUUCCGUAUCUACCACCAAGCGCCGAUGUAGCGGGCAAAAAUUCCCCAAAGGGUAUAAAAGGCUUCUUCGCGCCGCUCAAAGUAUUGAAACCACAAAAAUUACGCCUUGCAAACGGCCAGGUCAAGAAACACUACGGCAUGUUUUUCUUGUGCUGUGGCGUUUUUAUGGGUGUGCUGGCUACUGGUUAUGUCACAAUGCUUGUGCAACUAUACGCCUCUAAUGCAUUCGGCUUCACUCAAGCCGACAACGGUCGAUUAGUAUCUGGAAAUGCACUCAUGAGAGCUGGCUUCCUAACCUUCAUGUUCCCCAAAAUCAUCGAAUGGGGUAGGAAAUGGUUCAUCCAGGCCUCACCUACUCAGCCAUCAGAGGUCGAGGACCCGCCUCUUGAGAUGCCGACAGAGCCGAGACUGUUUAAUGCACCAACAGGGGUUCAAGGACAUGAUCAGUCGCCAGAACCCAUGGCUCCUGCGCCUGUCCAAGAAACGGCUGGACGCGGGUUUGACCUCUAUUUCCUUCGCUGGAGCUUGCUUGUCGACGCCGCUGUCACAUCGGUUUCAGCGUAUGCGACGGAGGGUUGGCACAUGUACAUUGCGGCUUUUCUGCUACCAUUUGCGUCCGGAACCGCGCCCGCUGCCAAAGGUGUCAUCACGGAAAUGUGCCCGCCUUCUCAACGUACAGAUGCUCUCGGAGCCAUCACACUUGUCGAGAACAUCGCGACCCUUUCAACUCUCAGUGUUUUCGGCUUUGUGUUCUCCACUCUAUCAGAGAUUGGUCAGGCACAUCUCACCUUUUUCCUCAAUGCGGCCGUCGCCGUUCUCGCAAUGAUUGUACUACUUUUCUCUCAUUUUCCUCCGGCGAAUAGCGAUCUUGUCCAAGAUGAAGUGGACGAUGUCAUUGGGUGCGACUGAGGACGGACAAUGCUGUGCGACGCGAACACAAAAUGAGGCUUGACAGCAUUGGUAGAGCUGCUUACGUACAACUAGUUUCGUAAGGUUCGUAUUGUGAAGACUAUUGGUUUACUUUUAGACUCAGCUAGCUCCAUAAAUCGAUACCCCCCUGGCUCAGACCUGGGCUGAUCCAUUACCAUCCUCGAACCGCCAGCUUCUCCGACUGCUGCAUGCUAUCGCAGUUUAUCCCGACCAUGGCCUCUCCCAGCCCGGUGCUAUACUCGGCAAGCAUCUUAGCGUCACGGAAGUGUGUGGUGGCCUGCACUAUGGCCUUUGCGCGCUUGGCAGGGUCACCCGACUUGAAGAUUCCGCUACCGACGAAAACACCAUCACAGCCGAGCUGCAUCAUCAGCGCUGCGUCGGCCGGCGUGGCGAUUCCACCGGCCGCAAAGUUCACUACCGGGAGGCGUCCCAGGUCAACAGUUUGCUUCAACAGCGCAGGGUCGCACUCAAGCUCUCGCGCAAUGGCCCGCAGCGCGGGCAUGCCACCCUCGUUUAGCGCAGCCUUUGCCCUUGCAAUAUCGGCCUUGAGAGUGCGCAUGUGGGUCACGGCCUGGACGACGUCUCCCGUGCCAGCCUCUCCCUUGGUGCGGAUCAUGGCCGCGCCCUCGGCGAUCCUCCUUAGCGCCUCGCCGAGGUUUCGGCAGCCGCACACAAAGGGGACAGCGAAGUCGGACUUCUCAAUAUGGUAUUUCUCAUCUGCGGGUGUCAGGACCUCGCUCUCGUCAACGUAGUCGACCUCGAGCGACUCUAGUAUCUGGGCUUCGACAAAGUGACCGAUACGCGCCUUGGCCAUGACGGGGAUGGUAACGGCGGCCUUGAUCUCGCGGAUCAUGGCCGGGUCGGACAUGCGGGCGACGCCGCCAUCGCGGCGGAUAUCGGCAGGCACACGCUCGAGGGCCAUGACAGCGCAGGCUCCAGCCUCCUCGGCGAUGCGGGCUUGCUCGGCGUUGGUCACAUCCAUGAUGACACCGCCCUUGAGCAUCUGUGCUAGACCGGCCUUGACGGCGAAGCUGGGGAUGUUGGAAGUGCCAUUGCUGCCAUUGGUGGCGGGUGCGGGGUGGCCGUUGCCGUUCGUGGAAGUUGUUGAGGCCAUGUUUGAUAUGCGAAUGAGGUAUGUGAACUGAGCGUAUCACAAUAAAGUAAGUCGAGGCAUCCUGCCCGAGUUAUACGCUGUGGGGUCAUGGAAUUGUUCCCAGCCGCUUUGGUAGCUUACCAGCUUACCUUGUACUGAGGGGAAAUUUUGCUAGGGAAGAAAAAAAAAAGUCUAAAAUCCAACGCGGGACGAAGUGGCGGAAAUGGGUGCCCAUGAUCGGACGCAUCAGGGAUUGGUGUGUUAGGCCACUUGGCUUGGGAAAUCAGGGCCCCCGAUUCCCGCCAGUCGGCGUCUGCUUUCAUGUCAAUCAAUGAAACGGAGGAGUCAUAUCGAUUCCUAUGCAGAGAGAAAUAUUUUCUCGAUCGAGGAAGGGUCUAGAAUCAAAUUUUCUUUUUCCGGGUGCUAGCCCACCAACCAGAAACGGCGGCUCGGCAUUCUUACGCAUGACGGUUGACGAAUUUUCUUAGGGAAAAAAUACCCUUACGGAAUACGGCCGUCGGAAUACGGGAUAUGUGCCCGUCAUAUACAGUUACACACCGUACGGUGAGGAACAUUCUUUGUCUAAGGCCCAGCGCCGGUCUCGCACCUACAAGGAGGAUACCGAAGCAGGAUUUCUAAUCACGACUCGUAACAUUCAUUACCCGACUUUUGGUGUCUACAUGGCACGGGUCUGGUUGUGCACGAUCAAAAUCGCUCAGCCGCCUCUCAAUGGCGGGGUGAUAUGCUUGAUGAUUGGAGUGCAGCAUCUUGUACUUGCUCUAUUCCAUGUGGCUGCAGGUGGCUGCUUGGCGUUUUUAUUUUCUUCUUCUGCAACCCAUUGCUGCGGAGAUGUAUCCUGCCUCGGCCUUGAUUGCUAUCGCAGAUCGACUUUGAUGGUUUUUAGUGGCCGCACUUGCACUUGACUCAUUUUAUUCCUUUUGCCGGUACAAGCCGCCAAGGUCGGAUUUUUUGGCCACCCUUACACCCUCUUAUGCAGCAUUUUCGUAGCGCAUCUAUCUCUUGUCAUCCAAAGGGCGCUUGCAUGGUCGAACAACACCUCGGCCAAGACACUCUAAGAAACCAUCCUUUUUACCGGAAGGGCGUAGCGCAUUUUCGCCUCUCGGCUCUUGUCUCUUUUUUGAUAACAUCUCCUGCCGUGCAUCAUCCGGGCUGUCCGGUCGCGCUCCGAGUUUACUAGCAAAGAAAGGCAAUUGAAUUUUUUUUUUUUUUAAUUUUUAAACAAAUUUUCUUUAUCUGCAUCGGCCACGAACCACCCCCC
Pyricularia grisea is the source of this 4382-nucleotide messenger RNA. RefSeq lists its product as uncharacterized. Bases 1 to 1989 code for a protein of 662 amino acids. Gene Ontology annotation, molecular function: transmembrane transporter activity. The record is from RefSeq and is a predicted model, not a curated record. Gene Ontology annotation, biological process: transmembrane transport. NCBI's taxonomy places the organism in Eukaryota, Fungi, Ascomycota, Sordariomycetes, Magnaporthales, Pyriculariaceae. The transcript has 9 exons. Gene Ontology annotation, cellular component: membrane.